GGUAUGGUUAAAAGAAGAUGUUAAUGGGUUUAAUUGAAUGAUAAAAAAAAUAAUUAUGUGUGUGAUGAUCAUGUUAAAGAAAUACCGCGGUUUUUAAUCAAUAUCCUUAAUUUCAUACAAACAUUUUGGAGAAUUCAACCAAUGUAACAGGGUAACUUUCAUAACAUAGAACAUGGAUUAACUAAGAACUGCUUUAGGCUUACCUCGGAGCUUAGCUUACAAGACAUGCCAGUGUAUAUAAUUUUUUAAUUUGGAAGACACAAAGUUUGCAAGUAAUGGCUUCUUAUAGCCCUAAAUUUUUAGAAAAGAAGUACAAUAACUGGGUUAAAUCUCAGUUAGCAGUGUUGUUUACUAAAGAAGGUAUUGAACCUUUUGUUAGCAAUGAAAUCAAACAAUUCCAAUUGAAAUGCUUAGAUGAUAUAUGUUACCAAAAUGGACUAUUUAAUGGGACUUUGUGUUCAAAUUGCUGUACGGCAAAUAUUAUUAAAUGUCCAACAAAUACAAUAUGUAAUGUUAGACGUGGAAAAUGCAGUUAUCAUCGAAAUGCUGCAACAAGGUAUAAUCCUGCCGGCUGCCCUAACAAGAUAUGUCAUAAUUUCACAACUGAGAUACAGAAUGCACAUAGGUACUCUGGUCCAUCUUACAAAAACACUGAUGCUUCACAGUGGUGUAGUAAUUUCUGGGAAGUGGCGAAAUGCUUCAUGCCUCCAGAUGGGUACAAAGAUAAAACAUCUGCAGCAGAAACAGACUUCAAUGGUAUAAUCAGCGUUAUUCUCAAUUACAAAGGCUUCCAGGGGAAAAUCCAUGAGAACCUGAACAAUAAGAAGAAUAUGUUUGAGGAGGCAAGAGAAAUUGGAAGAAAAGUACGACAUUCUUCAACAUUUGAAGUAGAGGAUACAGAUCUUCAAAAAUACUUCAAACUAUUACAGAAUCUACUUUAUGAUCAAGUAUAUUUAGCUACAGACACGCAUGCACAAAAUGCUAAAAAGAAACUGACAGAGUUAGAAAAUGACACUUUAGUCAUUGGAAAAGAUGAUGUAAGAAAAAUACUAGACGAUGUGGCAAAGGCAAUUCAAGACAAGAUGAAGGCUGGAUUAGAUGGGCAUUAUGACAGAAUUAAACUAGAUAUGAUCAAAAGAAAACAAGAAGAUCUUCUAUCUCUUCAGUCACAAUUAAAAGAUGAAGCUAAUGCUUCUGUUAAAAGAUUGCAUGAAGAACAGGACAAAGCAGUUGAGAAAAUCCACGAAGAAGGAGAUAAAGAACGAGCAGAUCUGGCUGAAUUAGGAGAGACGUUAUGCAAAAGACUUAAAACAGCACAUAAAGACGAGAAAGAAAAAGGAUAUAUUGAUUCUAAACAAAAUCUGAAGGAUGAACUUAUAGCAUGGUACAACACCUAUCAGAGUACAGUUCCUCUUUCACCACUCACAGAUGAUUCCCAUACCCCUCUAGCUGGGUUCUACAUUAUGCCAGAAAUUGACAUACAGACGAAUCUUCCAGGUGGAAGGAAAGAAACAACUAGAGUCAAGUCGUUACAUGACCUGUUUACAUCGGGUAGAAAAGUUCCAAGGGAAAUAUAUUUAUCAGCGGUCGCUGGAUUUGGGAAAACAGCAUUUUCAAAAUAUCUCGCUAUAACAUGGUGUCAAGCUAAUAAAAUGGAUGAAAAUUAUAACCAUUUUAAAAAAGAAGAAUUGGAGGCAAUAUCUGGCUUUGAGUUUUUAUUUCUAGUGCUAUUGAGAGACGUAGAUACAGAAUGUGAUGUUGACAACAUGAUUGAGCAACAAAUCAUAAAUAAUCUUCGUUGUAAAUCUGAAAUACCAAAAACUCUUUUAAAUGACAUUUUACGCAAUGAAAAAUGUCUUGUUAUACUGGAUGGACUUGAUGAAUGGUUUCAUCCUGACAACGAUUGUUCAAGACUUCCAAAAAGUAUUCCUCAUCGGUAUGCACGUGAAAAGUGUGUAAUCCUAACAACGACCCGGCCAUGGAAGCUUGGAGUCUCAAACUUGAAGAUUUAUCAAGUAGACAAAACAGUGGAGCUAGUUAAACUAGAUAAACAAAAUGUAAGGCAGUUUAACCUAAACGCAAUGCAAAUAUUGAAAGGCACCGUUGAAGAAGAAAAACUGAUCAAUGAAGUUUGUAGAUUUGAAGAGGAAAUUAGAAACCAUGACCUUGAUGAUAUGGAAUCCACCCCUCUCCUGUUGCUAUAUCUUAUAUGUUUAUGGAUUGCAAAAAUUCCAAUAGGAAAUUCUGCAGUAGAAUUAUAUACAGGCAUUAUACAGCUCCUUCUAUCUAGAACAGAAAAGUUACAUGGAAUGUUUCAUUCAUCAUGUGAAACAUCCCCUAGUAAUGUUCCAGAAUGUUUCAGAAAACAUCAACAUUUCUGUCGUUACUACACAUUUCUGGUGACCAUUGGGAAACUAGCUUUUAAUACAUUGUUCAGUAAGAAAAAAGAGCACACAUUAGUUUUUGAUGAAAAUGUUGCAAAAAAAUAUCUAAACCUAGAAGAUUUGAAAUCAAGCUGUCUAUCAGGAAUAUUAUCAGACAGUAAAGUGAAAACAUUAAUAAAUGAAUGUUCUAAAAUCUCAUUUUCUCAUAAAACAGUGCAGGAAUACUUUUCAGCAAUAUUUAUAAGUUUUCAAAAUACAAGUGAAGUUCAAAAAAUUAUUUUUGAAGAGUGCAACUGUUUACAAAAUAUUCUAGACAUGUCAAAAGUGUUUGUCUUUAUUAGUAACAUGAACCCUAAAUUAAUGUCUACAAUAUCAAGUGAUUUGAUGCCUGUAAUAAACAAUGAUGAAAAAACAAGCAAAUACAGAACUACUACACGUUAUAAUUACAUGUACAUUGAUCCAUUACAAGACAUACAAGACAUGUACAUUUCUUGUGCCAAAGAAAGCCAUGAAAACAAAGACCUAAAUUUGUGCUUACAAGAUUUCUUCAUUAAUGAAAAAUGUAAACAAGAAAACUACUUCAAACAAUUACAACAUCUGUGUCAACACAAUAAAGAAAACAUAAAAUCAAUAACGAUACAAAAUAAAGGUAUUUGUAGUCUACAAAAAAUUAUCAGUUUGUUAACACUCGCUGACCUUCCACAUAUAGAGAAAUUAAUCUAUGGAGGUGAAAUUGAAGAAGAGGAAAUAAUGAGCUUGUUAUUGAAGCCUUUAAAAUGUUUAACUGUGAUAUCACGGAAAUGGGAAAAUCAUGAUUUUGUAGGAGAAGUUUGCCGGUUGUCUGCAGAGAUAAAUGGAGGACUGGUAAAAUUACAACACCUGGAGUGUUUAUGUAUAGACUGUUUCACUAUGACUCACGAGGUAAUGGAGACAUUGUUAAAUCUCCUCACUAGUAAAAAAUCAAUGAAUCAAAUAAUAUUGUACAAUUUAGAAUGUAGUGAUCAUGAUACUUCAUGUAGGGGAUUCAACCUUGACCUGUCUCAACAUUCACAACUAAGAAAUUUAGGAUUGGUCAGGAUACCUGUGUCACAAUUAAAUAUGGAUGUAUCAUUGUUAGAGGAAUGUGAUGUAGGUGAAUUAUAUAAACCUGGUGUUGUGUCAUCUUAUCUCAGUCAACUACCAGCAGCCAGUAAACUACAUACAUUUACGUGUAGUAAACUAGAAUCUUCCAGUGACAUAGAAACAAUGUUACAAAUAUUAUCAUUGUUAUAUCAUGUGAAAGAUGUUAGGUUGUGGGGAAUCAAUCUAGGUGAAAGAUCAUUAACACUGUCACCUCAAAUGAUCAAUAUUGAACGUGUUUUCUUGUUGUAUAUAACAAUGUCUUGUUCAGUGUUACAUGAUCUCAUUACUGUUAUAAACAAACUACCACAUACAGUGACAGUAGGUAUGGCAGGUUGUGAUAUAAAACCAGAAACAGAAUUUGAAAACUUUAAAACAUUUAUAAAACAAUCAGACAAUUUUGUGGUCACCUAUGAUGGCACCGGGAAGUCUGGAGAGUAUGGGUUUGAGUUUAAAAAAACAACAACAAGUACUGGAUAACCUUACAUGAACUUGUGAGAAACAAUUUAUAAAUAGAUUAUGAGACAUUUAAGUGACAGUAAAUGGGCCAAUUGUGUUAGCAUCUUAGUCAACAAAUAAAGUUAAACAUACAAGGAAAUGUUUGCUCUUUUUAAGAACCUUAGGAUGUCUGUAACAAUAUUUUUGGGAUGAAAGGAUAAGUUUUUAAAUACUUUUUUCAAAAUAUUAAAUCUUAUGCAGUGUCGGUAGGGGACGGAUGUUACAAAGAUAUAUACUAAAACUUAAAAAAGUCUGAAUAUCUUAAAAUUUAUAAUAAAAAUUGUAUUGUUUCUCUUUAUUUUAUUAAUAUAGUAUGUAUUCUGAAAAGUCUGUCACAAAAUUUUUUCAGAAAAUUCAUCUUAGAUAUAAAAAUAUUUGCUUUCAAAUUGUCAGCAUUUUUCCCCCGCAAAAUUAAAUCUUCAAACAUGUUAGAAACAUGUUUGUAGUAAAAAAGACAAGGCUAGGUACAUCAAACCAUACUUAAAUCAAAUAUGCAAACACAUUUUUUUUAAAACAUUUAAAAUUAUAGGACUUUCUUAUGUAUAUUUCUUGUCAGAUAAUCCAGAAAUGAAUUGUAUCAGGGGGUGGAUGUUACAUUUUUUUUUUGGGGGGGGGGACGGAUGUUACACUAGAUGUUUAAAGCUGAUAGUUCAUACUUUCUUUUGGUUUUAUUAUAAAGUAAUAAAAUUUCUAAGAGUAUUAUGCUUUGUAUAGUACAAUAAAUGUAUAAUAAUUGAACAAAUUAUGAGAAAAAUGUAGAAAUAUACCUGACAAUUAUGGAGUUUCUUACUUUUUGCGUUUCACAAUGAAAAGAUGCAUUGCGUUAGUUGUCUUCCAGUUAUCUUACAUUUGAAUGAACUUUGAAAUGUUUGGAUUAAAAUAAGAUCAUUGCUUAUCGAUUUGAUGAAACUUUAAGUAAAUUAAUGUGGAAAAUAAGCAGCAUAAUCCAAAGAUUUCAUUAUGAUUCAGUGUCAUAAGCUAAUUGUACCCCCACCACAAAAUGUGGGAGGGGGCUAUAAUGGAUUCGCUUUGUCGGGUCGGUCGGUCACUCCAUCUGUCUCCAUUUUCGUGUCCGCUCUAUAGAUCCUAUACCAAUUUAAGGAUUUUCUUCAAACUUGGCUCAAAUGUUCACCUCAACAAGGGGAUGUGCAGAACCCAUGUUGCCCAUGUGUCAGCUCAAGGUCAAGGUCACAAUUGAAGGUCAAAUUAUAUCAAACACAAUCAAAUAUUAGACAGUAUGUCGUGUCCGCUCUGUAAGUCCUACACUAAUUGAAAGUUUUUCUUCAAACUUGGCUCAAAUGUUCACCUCAACAAGGGGAUGUGCAGAACCCAUGUUGCCUAUGUGUCAGCUCAAGGUCAAGGUCACAAUUGGAGGUCAAAUAUCAAACAAUCAAAUAUUACACAAUAUAUCGUGUCCGCUCUGUAAUUAAAUUUUUGCUUCAAUCUUGGCUCAAAUAUUCACCUCAACAAGGUUAUAUGCAGAACCCAUGUCACCCUAUUGCCGGCUUAAGGUAAAGGUCACACUUGAAGGUCAAAAAUUGACUUAGAAAAUAUUCUUAAAUUUUAACAUGUAAUUAUUUGAAUAUAUCUGAAACUAGAAAAGGUAUUUGCUUGAAACUUAAAAUAUAUAUGAAGUGUCACAAUUUAGAUAUGCUUUUCAAGUUUCAUAACUCUGUAUUGCAUUUUAACAAAGUUAUGCCCCUUUUUAAGUCUUAAAUUUACAUACAAUCAAAUAUUAGACAAUAUGUUGUGAUCACUCUAUAAAUCCUAUACUAAUUGAAAAUUUUCUUCAAACUUUACUCAAAUGUUCACCUCAACAAGGUUAUGUGCAGAAUCAAUGUCACCUUUGUCAUGUGCCGGCUAAAGGUCAAGGUCACACUUGAAGGUAAAAAAAUGACUUUGAAAAUGUACUUAAAUUUUCACAUGUACUUGAAUUUUUCUGAAACAAGAAAAGGUAUUUGCUUGAAACUUAAAAGAUAUAUGAGGUGUCACAAAUAAGAUAUGCAGGUCAAGUUUUAUAACUCUGUAUUGCAUUUUGACAAAGAUAUGCCCCUUUUUAUCUUUUUUUUUUUUUUUUUUUUUUGAAAAAAAAUGUAGAGGUUUUGUUAUAGUCGCGGCGGCGUUGCUUUUUUUAUUUCUUGGUGUAUUGUCUUCAUACUUGGUCACAGCAACCCUUGGGACAAGACCUUUCAGUAGAUCACACUAACUUUGCCUUCAUCCAUAAAUG
Ruditapes philippinarum (Manila clam) is the source of this 6228-nucleotide messenger RNA. RefSeq lists its product as uncharacterized. The transcript is spliced from 5 exons. Lineage: Eukaryota; Metazoa; Mollusca; Bivalvia; Venerida; Veneridae. The record is from RefSeq and is a predicted model, not a curated record. Bases 276 to 3983 code for a protein of 1235 amino acids.